Molecule: messenger RNA, 1781 nt
Organism: Prosopis cineraria
Lineage: Eukaryota; Viridiplantae; Streptophyta; Magnoliopsida; Fabales; Fabaceae
Product: thiamine-repressible mitochondrial transport protein THI74
Exons: 3
Coding region: 323-1579 (418 amino acids)
Biological process (GO): transmembrane transport; regulation of peptide transport
Cellular component (GO): membrane
Molecular function (GO): transmembrane transporter activity
Source: RefSeq, a predicted model, not a curated record
GCCUUCUAUUCUUUGUUUUUGUUUUUUCUUUGGCCAGAGAAAUUCUCAUCCUGGUACAAUCAAAUCAAAUCAAAUUUUCCAUAAACUUGUAAAUUUGUGACCUUCUCCAAUCAUAAUUGCUUACUUCUCUUACUGCCUUCCCAAUCGCUGAUCGAAUUUUCUGGUUUUUUACUUUUAGGUGAGAUUUGGCUUGAAUUCCAACUUCCGAAUCCGUUCUCUCCGUCGUUUUGUCCCCCAUAAAGGAGGUUCUUUGUUUUUACUAUAUUCCUUAACAGUUUCCAGUGUUUCGCAAACUUUGGGAAUAUCUAUAGGUUGAAAAGAUAUGAAUGAUAAAUCUUGGAAUUGGGCUAUAGGAUUGGUAUAUAUAGUAUCUGUGGCAGCAAUUUGGAUUGCUGCUAGCUUCGUAGUUCAGUCUGUCGUAGACGCAGGGAUAUCACCCUUCCUUAUCACAUACAUUUGCAAUUCAUUGUUUGUGCUGUACAUUCCGAUUGUUGAAAUUGGACGAUAUUUGGAGGAUUCUUAUGGGAGUUUAUGUUUUUGGAGGAGAGAGGAGGAAAGUAGCGAUUUGGAAGUGAUAGGGGAAUCAGAGCAGGCUAUUCUUCUCGAAGACAAUGAGGCAAGUAACGAAGCUCGUUCGUCCUUGCCCGAUGAAGAGCUUGUCAGUCAGAAGAGGAUUAGUGGUGAAGAGACAUCACCCUAUAAAGGUAGUUUGACUGAGGAACUUAAAAAUCAAUCGGAUGCAAAAGGGCGUUGGACUCGAUACAGGAUGGCUAAAGUCAGCCUAUUGAUAUGCCCAUUUUGGUUCCUUGCCCAACUCACUUUUAACCUCUCGCUGAAGUAUACUACAGUUACAUCAAAUACUAUCCUAAGCAGUGCAUCCAGUCUCUUCACAUUCUUGGUCUCUCUAGCAUUUUUGGAUGAGAAAUUCACUUGGAUAAAGCUCUUUAGUGUUCUUCUUUGCAUGGGAGGAACAAUAAUUGUAAGUCUUGGUGAUUCACAAAGUGGUUUAAGCACAAUUGCUUCAAAUCCUUUUCUUGGAGACAUUCUUGCCCUUGUUUCAGCAGCUUUAUAUGCUGUUUAUAUCACCCUUAUUCGCAAGAAAAUGCCUGAUGAUGAUGGAAUGAACGGCCGUGCCAGCAUGGCUGAGUUUCUUGGAUAUGUCGGGUUUUUCAAUCUUUUUAUUUUUCUUCCUGUUGCCCUCGUAUUAAAUUUCACCGAGGUGGAACCAUUUCAUUCACUCACCUGGAAGCACCUCGGCCUGAUUAUUGGCAAAGGAUUGCUGGAUAACGUACUGAGUGAUUACUUGUGGGCCAAGGCUGUUCUUCUAACAUCAACGACAGUGGCUACUGCUGGACUUACGAUUCAGGUGCCGUUAGCAGCCAUCGUGGACAGUUUGACUGGCCAUGCACCUGGCCAGCUGGAUUGCCUCGGAGCAGUAGCUGUGAUGAUUGGCUUUGCCGGAAUCAAUAUUCCCUCUGAUGCUUUCAAAAGCUCAAGAGAAGCGAGCGUUGAGUUGGAAAACGAUAGCGUGAAUUCCACUGCUCUAGCCAACAACCAAAAUUCAGUCGCCAUGUCAUAGCGGCUUUUACGUUGUACUGGUUACUACGGGUACGGUUCAUUUUAUUUACCGCGUCCGUCGGAGGGCGUAUUUUUGCGACUGUUCCACAUCAACUGCAGUAACUUAAACGUGUUACUGUAUCUGUAUCGUAUUCAAACAAGAACAUGAAAGUUUAAAAAAGGACUUCAGGUUUGCACCGGCAGAUAAAAGUAAAAUUGGCAUU